GUCCGCGCUGGACUCAAGAAGCCUCACCCCGGGAAGAAAACCAUUCCAGUUAUUGAAUACCUAAUUCUGACAGUUAUUGUAAUUGGUUCGUGCUAAUAAUCGCAGUAGACAGAGACCCCGAACGAAGUGUUGGACGGGCGUGAGCGUGAAGUGGAAAAGUUUCCGUUGUUUUUUGCGCUAUCAAACUGACAGCUAUCCUAGUGGGCGGUGCCGGGAAAAGCUACUAGCACGUGUUCGGUUGGUGUCAUUCGGUGUGCUUUUCGAAGAAGCUGGAAGUGAAAUUUCCUCGAAAAUUGUGCAGUUCUUUUUUCUGUUCGCCGUCGGUUAGUGGUUUCGUGUGCAAGCAAUGGGCAACGGAAAUGUGCUGGAGCAUCAGGCUUCCACGCGGAAGAUGCUGAGCAAUCAGAACAGCAACGAUUCGGUGCAGAUGCAGAAACUUUGGAGCCUGCCGGAGAAAUGGGUUGCCGUACUGUUUACGGUAGUCGCUUCGCUCGGAUACGUGUCCGUCGGAACGAUGGUCGGCUGGAGCUGCAAUGCCUUUUCCGACGUGAAACAAACGAACGGCGUCGAUUAUCGGCAGUGGCCGCGGUACGGGGAGGAGGAACCACUUUCCGAGAACCAGCAGACGUCACUGACGGCCACACCGGCUCUGGCGGCUGCCGUAAGUGCCGCGCUGGCGUACAAACUCUACUACCGGAUAGGAACGAAACUGUUCAUGCUGGCCGCGGCCACCUUAUCAAUCAUCUCCAACUUUCUGCUGUGCUUCGGCAACUGUUUCUGGUACUUCAGCGUAGGACGCGCCCUGGCCGGUGUCUCGGCCGGUAUCAUCUUCACGCUGGUUCCGCCGUACGUGGACGAGUUCGGCUCGAAGCAGCACAAAACGCUGCUGGAUGCGAUCCUGUACGUGCAGUUCGCUCUCGGCAUCCUAAUUCAGCUGAUGGCAGAUCUCAUCCCGCUCACACAACUAUCCAGCGUGAUCAGUUCCACCUUCCCGAUUUUCCUGUUCAUCGGAUUCCUAUUCCUGCCGGAAUCGGCUCGCUAUCUGUGUGCCAUCAAGCAGGUUAACCGGGCGCGGACGGUGCUGAAGAAAACCCACACCGGAAGCGAUCCGCUGUCGGUGCAAACCAUGGAGAACAGCCUCAACCACUGGCAGCAGCAGCAGCACCAGCAGGAGCGCUUCACUGCCGUUGGCUUCCGGGAGUCACUUCAAAAGCUGCGCCAUUCCCGCCUGGUGGUGCCGAUGUUUGUGCUGAUAAUUUUCCAACAUUUCAUCGGCGGUCUGCCGAUGAUGUUCUAUCUGACGAGGAUUUUUACCCUGACCGACGGUCAGUACACACCGGAAUGGACGGCCGUUUACGUGGCAGCUAUCUUCGCGCUAAGCUAUCCGGCCUACCGGCUGCUCGGUUUCAAGCUGGGUGACUAUAAACUGCUGCUCUGGAGCUCGGCACUUAUGUCCGUAGCGAUGAUUGGCCUCGGAUGGCACUGCCACGUGCAGGGAAUGUACGGCCACUCCGACGAGUACGGCCACCUUCCGCUCGUUUACUUCGGAGUGUUCAUUUUCCUGUACGCCAUCGGCUUCCAGCGGGUACCGUGGCGAUGGCUGGACGAAAGCAUCGAGGAGGAAAUCGCCUUCCCCCUGCGCACCAUCGCUACCGCUCUCAGCUGGGCCACGCUGUACUUCUGCGUUCGCCUUCUGCCUACGCUGAUUGGCCUGAUCGGUGUCGGUUGGCUGUUCUGGAACAUCGCCAUUGUCCUUCUGUUUGCGAUCCUGUUCGUGCUGUUUUCCCUCCCAAAUCUCGACUACGGCGUCAUUCGCUGCAAAACUUUAACCGAAUGCAGCAAUUCGUCAUCAUCGGCAAAUCUGGAGACGAUGGAGAUGGUUGUAUAACGACCCCCCUGCCAAACCAAACCAAACUCAAACCCAAAGCCGACAGGCCGGAGGGCUUUCUGAAAGACUGAUUGCGCAAAGCUAGAGUACCGAAAAAGUUUUCUGCUCGUUCGUCAAAUGUGCGGGGAUGCGAGGAACGGCAGAAACGAAAGCGAGAGAGAGAGAGAGGAAGAGGGAGUCUUUGCCAUUUCCUGCCGCCGCCGUCGCCACCGGCGGUGGCGGUGGCAGUGGCAGACUGGCUCAACAGCAACGACGACCGCCCGGUAGAAAUGCCAUUUGUACAAAGGUUGAUAGAAUACGACGGAACGGAAGGACGAAUGUUUUUGAUUGGAUUACGACCGGAAAGUUUUAAAUUAAAUGCUUAAUUCGGUUUGCUGGAGGUCGCCAAAUAUACGUAGUAGCCUAAGCUAAGAAGUCGUUUUGCUCAUCUUUCUUCCAAUUGCAAUGCGAAAGAUGAUAUUUUAAUAGUUACCAGAUAGUCGUCGAAUCUAACUAAGCAGAAGAAAAUUAGUUACUUAUUAAACUUUAUCGUUACAUA
Molecule: messenger RNA, 2426 nt
Organism: Sabethes cyaneus
Lineage: Eukaryota; Metazoa; Arthropoda; Insecta; Diptera; Culicidae
Product: facilitated trehalose transporter Tret1-like
Exons: 4
Coding region: 347-1888 (513 amino acids)
Biological process (GO): transmembrane transport
Cellular component (GO): membrane
Molecular function (GO): transmembrane transporter activity
Source: RefSeq, a predicted model, not a curated record